AUGCCGGCUGAUAUCAUGUCUUCCUGUCGCGCCGAACACUUCGGGCCUUUGAGCAAAAAGACUUGCGAUGCUGAAAUCAAGUCUGGAUUCUUGGUGCUCCUGGGUCGUGGAGGAAUUCGCCAGGACGUGCGAGUGGUGGUCUACCGAACGUCCCAGGAACAUUUCGCUUCUAUAUACCCAAGGAAACGAUUAUCGAAGCCAAUAGGUAUCGUCAAUUUAAGAAAUACUGCCGUAGAGCGAGUGGAAACGAAUUGUGGAUUUUUUGUCAGACAAAAAGGUUAUGAUAAUGCAAUCUCAGCGAAGUUUAUGUGCCCAGAGCGGGAUAUAGACGCAUGGUUAUCGGCCUUCUCUAAUUCUUCUACAAACACGUGCCAACAUAAUACAAGUCUACCGGUUUUAGUGGAAGCCGAGGAAGCAUAG
Pieris macdunnoughi is the source of this 420-nucleotide messenger RNA. Lineage: Eukaryota; Metazoa; Arthropoda; Insecta; Lepidoptera; Pieridae. The record is from the annotation of a GenBank genome assembly.